This is a messenger RNA of Cucurbita pepo subsp. pepo (vegetable marrow), 464 nucleotides long. RefSeq names its product protein SKIP34. The record is from RefSeq and is a predicted model, not a curated record. NCBI's taxonomy places the organism in Eukaryota, Viridiplantae, Streptophyta, Magnoliopsida, Cucurbitales, Cucurbitaceae.
CCGAUUGUUGAGUUUCAGUCUCCGCCAUGUGUAACGGCCACCACCGAUCUUUGUUCAGAGGUACCAUUUCUCCUAACCAGACCUCCGUACCGGAAAACGGCGACGCUUCCGUUGUGGACAAUCUACGGGGUCGAUUAGCGGAAACAGAGUCGCGGCUGGCUCAAGUUAGGGCUCGAGAGGCGGCGCUCAGCCGACUCUUGGAGGAAAUGAAACGAUUAGUUUGUGUGAUGGAGAUCCUCGAGAACUACCUGAAACGGCGGUACAGAGACCGCCAAGAAUAUGUGGUUCGUCUCCUCGCUCCUGUAUCUCGAAAAUAGAAAUUCCUCUUCUUCAUCGCUGUCUGUAAUCUUAGCGGUACCAACCGAAAACUCGUUUUGAUUACUUGCUUCUUCGUUCUUCUUAUUCGCAAUUCUUGUUGACUAUAUUCUCCACCAAAUCUAUGGAUUUAUUUAUUCGCUCUUGAU